CUCCAAACGCGCCCGGACUGGCGAAGGCCCGUCCCCCUCCGUCCGUCCUCACCGGGUGGUCCGUGUGGCCGGGGACCUGCAACCAUGGCGGAGCUGCUGUGCUGGACCGACUACUGGGUCUACCGGGAGUGUUGCAGCGUCCAAGCCUAUGGACCCCAAGGAUUGGACCUUUGCUUCUCACAGGGCUUUUUCUCCUUCGAGCGCUGCUGUCCACAUCCGCUCUUCCGCAAGCUGCCGGAACCGGGUCAGGAGGUACAGGUUCUGGAGGGGCCAUGGCAAGAUCACCAUCCCGGCUGUGAUGCCACCUUUCCUUGGGCUCCAGCUGCUUUGAUGCCUGCUCUCCUCCACGGCCCUGCAUAUCACCCACACACCGGCGAACUCAUGCAUGACCUGUUGCCCGCGACCUCGGAACGCUGGUCCAAGGCUGCUGGGCUGGGCCGCGAGGAUGAGGCAAGUCAAAGAGAGGCUAGAGAGAAGCGAGUGAGGCAAGAACUCAGCAAGAGAUGGGAAACGCUAAGCUUUCGAACCUUUACCACCAGAGCGGCUGACUACUACGAGAACGGCACCUGGGAUAUCGAAAUGGUGGCCUUACUCACCCAGAUCAUCUCCAACUUUGCCUUCAGCCUUGCUGAGUGUCCUCCAGCUGUAUUGCUUGCUGGGCUCUUGAAGGCUGAGUCGCUUUUUGAUGUAGAUCUGCCUGCUGCCAGGCGCUUUGCUCGGAAUCUUCGGCAUUUGGCGGAGAGUGCGAAGUUCCAUGGCCGUUGGAGAUGGAACUCCAAGGAAGACCAUCCAAGUUGGGAGAAGGUGCUCAUCGCUGCCAUGGAACGUGUGCGGCAGCUGGAAGAGAGUCGUUUUGCUCCAGCUCAACCCUGGUUGGCGGACAUGGUGAUUCCAUUGUGUUCACCCAAAGAGAUCCACGCCGUGAACUCCGGCCUCGCAUUACUGGGCCGAUCUCUACCACCCCGGAUGGAUGAUGCAGAUGGUUGGCCUCCAGACAGCCAAAAAGCACACAGGGCGAAGGAGUACAACCGGCUGCGGGGUCACUGGAGACACGCCAAGUUUAGAGUGUUCAUUUACAUGGUUUGUGGCACCUUUGGCUUGUUGGGCAAACACAUCGAGCCGGACGCCUCCGUGCCCGAAGCGGACGUGGCCAGGCUGGCCAAGGGCAUUUUUGCAGAUCUGCCAGAGGAGUUGUUGAGACUCUUUACCGCAGGACGAAGUGUUCGAAGCGUGGCAGUUGACAUCCUGAAACCUCAACUUCAUCUGGCUGUGCUUGAAGAAGAGGUUCCCACUGGAGAUGCAGCUGUAUAUUUACAUCAUCUAGCACGGGCAUCGGCAGCCAAGAACUUGGGCAAUAUCACUCUCCUGUUGCAUCCAGAUUUUCUAGAACACAUUCGGUCAUGGAAAGUAUCCACACUCUUUCAGGCACUGGUGAGUGGUUCCUGGCCACAGCAUGUGGACUUUCUAUAUCUUGGCUGGAGACAUGAAGGGCCUGUCACUGCAGAGGGUCGAGUAGCAUCACAUUUGAGGUACCAUUGUGAUGUGGAGCCAUGGAAAGGUGGCAAGAUCGGCCCCUGCGACAGUGGCUACAAUCCGAUUUUGCUGCAAAAUUUGUGGCGCAUGGCGUUCGGCCGCAAGUUGGAUCCUGUUGGUGGAGAUGACUUGGGUGGCUACGAUUUCUCCCAACUUCUGGUGACGCGCCGCGCCAUCUCACGCCGCUCCCCGGCGUACUGGCGCUACUUGUCGCAGGUGAUUUCGGCUCGCGCCUCCUUCGAGCUUCUGCCGGGCACGAGGGGCUUUAUUUCGAGAAGGACCGACUUGUCUGUGAAUGAUCCCUUCAACAAGGGCGUUUGCGCCUGGUUCGAACACAUUUGGCACAUGCUCUUUGAUCCAAGCUUCUUCCCUGACGAUGCCGACAAGGAGUCCGACUUACGUUACUUCACACAGUUGCACGAUCGGAGGCUUCCGCUGGGAUUACGUGCAGGUCCUGAUACAGUUAUGGGUAGACACUACUGGUUCUCUGCGAAGGAACAAUGCAAGGCUCUUAAGGAUGAGCAGGGAUGUCGAAUUCUCAAGCUGCAAGAUGAUUGGCGCCGGCAAACACUGAAGCCAUCCGCUGAGAUGCAACCGCCCUGAGACGAAGCCGCAGCGCAACCCGCAGACGCGCCGCAUGGCUCUGUUUGGACCGAAGUGCCGGUGCGGUUGGCCCCAAGCGUGAGAAGGCAGCCGAAUUCUUGACCUGCCGGAUCCAGGAUUUCAUUUGCUUGGAGAAAGCUUUGGAUGAAGAUCCUUUGGCUUUCUUGGCUCAUACUGCUUCAGACCCACAAGCCAAGCAAAUCUCGAUGGAUAUUGUGUGCUCCUGGCUGGUGCUUGAAGACUAUCUUCCAUGCAAAGCGCAUCCCAGAUCCCAUGAGCUCCUGGAGCUUCGCGAAGGUGAUGCGGUCCUCGUGAUGAUGUCCUCGUUCUGAGACCUCAUCUUUGGAAAAAGGAUAAGGAUAAGUAAGGAAAAGAUUGAGAGGAAAAAGGAUAAGUGAGAGAAGGUGCCGUCUCCCUGCCAAGUAAGUCUGAUUGAACAUGAUUUUCUCAAUGUACACGAGACACAUCGAGACACAUCGAGACACCAAGACACAAACGUUGGCUUUGGAGAUCCAGGUUCGAUCCAGGUUGGAGCAGGACUUCAGACUUCCCAAGCAAAUCUCGAUGGAUAUGAUUUGCUCCUGGCUGCUUAGAGCGAACCAUCGGUAGCAGAUCCCCCACGAUCCCGGUGCUGCGGUCCCCGAGUCGGCCGAGUCAGCUCUAGGUGAGGCACCCUCAACGGGAACAGGGCUACGAAGCGGAUGGUGUUUUCGUCCAGAAGUGUCUGGAAAAUCUUCAAGGACCUAACGGAAGGCGUGGCCAAGCCUGGUCGAUGAGAGCGAAGUAAAGCAGGAUGGGAAUGGUCUGGAUUGGUUGUCGCAUCAUGUCGCAUCAGCAUCACCCUACAAACGGUGACAUUACAGGCAUUGUUUCUUUGAGUUCAAAA
Molecule: messenger RNA, 3022 nt
Organism: Durusdinium trenchii
Lineage: Eukaryota; Dinophyceae; Suessiales; Symbiodiniaceae
Source: the annotation of a GenBank genome assembly